AUGAUCUAUAUCGCGACAGCGUUGCUCACUACAGCGGCCUUCCUCAGGACCACGCUUGCUCUUGAUGCAUGUCCCAAUGGCGAGAGGAUUUAUACUGGUGCGAGUGGCAUGAGCUACAAACUAUGCCCCAACUCUGAUUUCGUGGGACAAACUGUUCAAAUGCGAGGCAAUGUUAAUUCGCUCGAAGAAUGCGCUGCAAUGUGCGAUCAGAAUAAGAAUUGUUAUAGGGCGGUUUAUGACCACGACUAUCGUUAUUGCCAUAUCAAAGCUCAGGGUGAUAUGCGUUGGGAGCCGAGUCAGCAAUUUGACGUUAUUCAACAAAACUUCAAGGAAAUCGCUCGCUGCCCAGGCCAAGAGACGUCCUACUCUAGUAAUGGUAAAAAUUACAAGAUCUGUCUCUCUUCAGACCUCCGGGGUGGUACUCUUCAAAUUCAACGGAAUGUCAACUCAUUGAACGACUGUGCUGACCGUUGCGCUCGGGAUGGCGCAUGUGUAGCCUGCCAUUUCAAGGGUAGCCAGGAAACAAAUACGAUUGUAUGGACAUUAAACAAGCAAUUCGACACCAUCCGACUAGAUCUCAAGUUUCCUCGAGCUACCAAGGGCGAAUGGUCUGACCUAGUGUGGUUCCCGCUGAUUCCUGUUGCCGGCUAUGUCGUUCCUGAAUUCCCUGCUUCAUCACGAUUGCUCGUGUUCAGCGCAUACAAGCCUUUUGAGUUUUCUGGCCCCAUGAAGCAGACUGUAUUUGGAGAUUACAAUUUCAAUACUGGCCAGACGUCCCUUAGAACUGUUGCGAACACCCAACACGAUAUGUUCUGUCCUGGAAUCAGUAGUCUCCAGGAUGGCCGAAUCCUGAUUCAAGGAGGUGCAGACGCAGCUGUAACGAGCUUUUACAAUCCGUCGACUAAUGAGUUCACCCGUGGUCCUGACCUCAAGAUGGCUAGAGGCUACCAAUCAUCUGUUACAACCUCUGACAACAAGAUCUUUACUAUAGGAGGAGCAUUCACUGGUCCCCUCCAGGGAAAGGAUGGCGAGAUCUACGAUCCGAAGAGCAACAAUUGGACGCCGCUUCCUGGUGCUAAAGUUGGACCUAUGCUGACUCAGGACAAUGCUGGUAUCUGGAGAGAGGACAACCACGCUUGGCUAUUCGCAUGGCGGAAUGGCUCAGUCUUUCAAGCUGGUCCUAGCAUGGCGCAGAACUGGUACGGUACCGCAGGUCAAGGUUCACAAGUUGGUGCAGGCAUCCGUGAUGAUAACCAUGCAAUGUGUGGCAUCUUUGUCAUGUAUGAGCCUGGUAAGAUCUUCAGUGCCGCUGGCUCAACUUCUUACUCCGACGCCCCGUCUCUUACUCGUGCACAUAUCACUACCAUCGACAAGCCAUACCAGCCCGCCAAGGUCGAGCGCAUGCCAGACAUGGCCUUUCCUCGUGCUUACUCCAAUGCUGUCGUGCUUCCAGAUGGUACAGUCUUCAUCACGGGUGGCCAGCGGUGGGCUAGGGUAUUCCAAGACACCGACGCCGUAGUUUAUCCCGAGUUGUUCAACCCUUACACCAAACAGUGGCGGACUCUUGCCCCAGAAGCUAUUCCCCGGAAUUAUCACUCGAUCAGCAUUUUGCUCGCUGACGGCCGUGUCUUCAGCGGAGGCGGAGGUCUCUGCUGGACUGGCGGAAAUUGCGAUCCAAAUGCCAACCAUCCCAAUGGGCAGAUAUUCUCGCCACCGUAUCUUUUCAAUUCUGACGGUUCGAUCGCCGCCCGCCCUGUCAUCUCCAGUGUGAGUGCCCGGUCUAUCAAGAUCGGCGGCUCGUUCACGAUCGACAUGUCAGCAUCAGCAUCGAAUCUCAAAUUCGCGCUUGUGCGCAUGGGUAGCGUGACUCAUUCGGUCAACACUGACCAAAGACGUAUUCCUCUGACGAAUGUUUCUGCAAGCGGCGCUCGCUACACAGUACGCCUGCCAAACGACAGUGGUGUACUUAUCCCCGGAAUGUAUUACUUGUUUGUCUCGUCCACAAAUGGUACACCGAGUUUGGCGAGGACGAUACAGAUAGUAUUGUAA
This is a messenger RNA of Bipolaris oryzae ATCC 44560, 2049 nucleotides long. Its product is annotated as copper radical oxidase. The record is from RefSeq and is a predicted model, not a curated record. Lineage: Eukaryota; Fungi; Ascomycota; Dothideomycetes; Pleosporales; Pleosporaceae. Gene Ontology annotation, molecular function: protein binding. The transcript has 4 exons. The coding region runs from base 1 to 2049 and encodes 682 amino acids.